Molecule: messenger RNA, 1461 nt
Organism: Quercus robur (English oak)
Lineage: Eukaryota; Viridiplantae; Streptophyta; Magnoliopsida; Fagales; Fagaceae
Exons: 7
Coding region: 101-1033 (310 amino acids)
Molecular function (GO): nucleic acid binding
Source: RefSeq, a predicted model, not a curated record
GACGAAGUAGAUCUUCUCACACCCCAAAAAAAAAAAAAAACAGAGCAAGGUCGAGAUCGGAAAGCAGAGUCGUUUUGAUUUCUGAAAACACUUUUAGGAAAUGAGUGCUCGAGAUAAACAGCACCAUCAAAAGGAUCAGGCUUAUCGGGACUCCCUUAUUGAAGAUUUGGCAGAUGAUUUUCGUUUGCCAAUCAAUCACAGGCCUACAGAAAAUGUAGAUCUGGAUAAUGUGGAACAAGCUUCAUUGGACACGCAGUUGACAUCAUCUAAUAUUGGUUUUAGGCUUCUUCAAAAAAUGGGAUGGAAGGGGAAAGGUCUUGGGAAGGAUGAGCAAGGAAUAAUUGAGCCAAUAAGAUCUGGGAUCAGAGAUCCAAAAUUAGGUGUUGGAAAACAAGAGCAAGAUGAUUUUUUUACUGCAGAAGAAAAUAUCCAGCGGAGAAAGCUCGAUGUUGAGGUGGAGGAGACUGAAGAACAUGCAAAGAAGAGGGAGGUGUUAGCAGAACGUGAGCAGAAAAUUCAAAUUGAGGUGAAAGAAAUACGCAAGGUGUUCUAUUGUGAUCUAUGCAACAAGCAAUACAAAUUGGCUAUGGAAUUCGAGGCUCACCUUAGCUCAUAUGAUCACAAUCACAGAAAGCGUUUUAAAGAAAUGAGAGAAAUGCAUGGUACAAGCAGUCGGGAUGAUAGGCAAAAACGAGAACAGCAACGUCAGGAGAGAGAAAUGGCUAAGUUUGCUCAGAUGGAGAAUGCUCGUAAGCAGCAGCAGCUGCAACAGCAACAGCAACAGGAAGAUUCUGGGUCUGCUCCAGUUCCCACUGAAGUGAGAGUUGCUACUGCACUCACAGAUCAGGAACCGCGGAAGGUGUUGAAGUUUGGUUUUUCUUCUAAAGGUGGUACCUCCAAGGUGUGCCCAAUCUCUCUCUCUCUCUCCUCUCUAAUAUCCAAUCUGAUUUUAGGACCUUGGAUUUGUAUGCUGUAUCUUUUAGUUUUGGAGUCCUUGAUGCCAUGGACUUCCCAUGCAACUGUACAUACAUAAUAUUCAUGCAUGAAGUUAUACAUACAACUGUAAUCAGGUGCCAGAUUAUUUAAUUCUUCAAUGUCUGGUUAAUGCUGCAAUGUCUGGGACACAUCUUGUCAGUUGUGUCUCACAGCUUUCCUUUUAGACCAAUAUCAACUCACUUUAGAGUGUAUAAUUUGGGGAGGAUAUCCACUUGUCAGUUGUCACAAUCAUGACUUCUACUGAACUUUUAUCUAUACUAUUUAUAAGAGGAUUCUCCUCUUUUGACUGGACUUUUAUCAUGUGGUUAAAAAGUACCCCCAAAUUUUAUGUUUAACAAGGAAAAAACUUGAGGACAAUCCAGUAAAAAUAUAUCUCUAACUCCACUUAAAAUGCCUACAAAAUAGAAUACUCUCCUACUAAUCCAUGUCUUCAAAACAAACUUAUUCAAAAUUAAAAAAAGAAAA